AUGACAACAUUUCGCUUAGCUACAAUUAAUGUUCAUCACUUUGCUGAUCCUUUGACAUAUGAAAAUAAUGUCGAAAGAUUAGUUACAAUUCUUAAACCGUAUAAUUUCGAUUUGAUUGCUGUUCAAGAGGCAAACGAUGAUGAGAAAUGGUCAAAAUUCUGUAAUCUCCUUGGUUUAAAUCAUUUUAUAUAUGGACCAUGUCAAAAACAUAUUUUGGGUAAUGGUAUUGCAUCUCGUUAUCCAAUAAAAUCUUAUUCAAAUCAACAAACAAGUUGUUUUUGUUCAGGUGGAAAACGAUCUUUACUACAAUGUUGUUUAUAUAGUGAUCAUCCAUUUGUUAAAGAUCGAAUAUUUGCUGUUACACAUUUAGAUUAUUUAAAUGAAAAUAAUCGAUUACAACAAAUUAAAGAAUUUGAUCCGUUGAAAAAAAAUAUUGAUAUACUUAUGGGUGAUAUGAAUUCAUUAACACGUGAUGAUUAUUCAAAUAAUUAUUACGAAAAAAAUGUACUUGAAUUACGAAAACAAUCUAAUUGGGAGAAACCUUAUUUUGAUGUUACUCAAUUAAUAACAAAUCAAUGGUCAUUUAAAGAUGCUUUGAAACAAAUAAAUCCAAAUUUAAAAGAUGAACAAAUAGCUACAUGUCGAUAUCAAACUCGUAUUGAUUAUAUUUAUUUACGUCCUCGUAUUAAUGACUCAUGGAUUUUAAAAGAUUGUUCGAUUAUUAAUACUCAAAAUGCUACUGAUCAUAAUGCGGUUUUUGCAAUAUUCGAACAGAAAUAA
Molecule: messenger RNA, 780 nt
Organism: Rotaria sp. Silwood2
Lineage: Eukaryota; Metazoa; Rotifera; Eurotatoria; Philodinida; Philodinidae
Source: the annotation of a GenBank genome assembly